Messenger RNA from Pollicipes pollicipes, 2126 nucleotides. RefSeq lists its product as uncharacterized. The transcript is spliced from 14 exons. Lineage: Eukaryota; Metazoa; Arthropoda; Thecostraca; Pollicipedomorpha; Pollicipedidae. The coding region runs from base 849 to 2126 and encodes 425 amino acids. The record is from RefSeq and is a predicted model, not a curated record.
UUAAGGCUAUGGUGGGUCUCCAAAAUCCCCCUCCGGCUAGUUUGGCGAUCUCCUGGAUACGUCACUACUUUGGAAGGGUGCAUGGAGGCAUGCACGGAUCGCUUUGUAAUAGCUGGGCCAAUGACCUGCGCCUGUGGAAGCCUCAAGGAGGAUGACCCUGAAUUCGACGUUGAAACAUGGGUGGAAGCUCAAAGCAGCAAGCCGCUCUCACCCGGAGAAGGGUUCCUGCUUCACGACAGAGAAGCGUUCGUUAAUGUUCCAGGGGGAUGGAGCUGCGCAACGGAGCCAGUGAGCUGGUCGAAACACCCCGUCAGGCUGUUCCGGCACUGCCUGGACGCCUGCAGUGCAGCUAAGACAGAAUUCGCUGCUUUUGGAAAGGGCGGAUGCAGAUGCGGAAACGCCACAGCUGCCGGACCUGGCUUCCGGCCUCUACCAAUGUCGUUCUGCAACGAGCACGUGGAUGGAGUAGAAGCCUACUCAGUGCUGGCUGUGAUUACCUGGGGCAAAAUAAAGAAGACUGGCGCCACGCGUAUGUUACUUGAAACAUGCACAGGCAUUCUGCUAUGUAUGUUUUAUGUCUAUAGUAAAGGUGAAGACGAUUAAUAGAUGUAAUGAACACCAAUGUCUUCUGGCAAAAUGACGGUCAUCAUCCUAAGAGUUUCGAUGGCACUGAAGUUGUUAUGAAUGUAAAGAGCCUUGGCAUGUGCAAUUGCGCACCGUCAUGCUUUGAAUGUUGAAAUGGAUAAACCUGUGCCGUUUUGUUCCAUGCUCGCAAUUCUUCAGCCGCAAAACACUGGCUUUGGGCCAACAGAAGACCAAAAAGCAUCACCUGGAAUAAGGAGCCCAACAUGCCUUUCAUCGAGGAUUGCUGGCGCGCGUGUUUUGAAAAGGGCACCGCUACAUGGAUGUCCAUCGGAGUGACGGGCUGCGAAUGCGGGACAGCUGACAGCGCCGUAGUGGAAGAUGGCUUGGACUGGAAGAUCGCCUCACAACCCGAAUCUGACCAGGGCUACCCAGCAGCCCGCGGGUUCGUGUUGAUGAGCAAGAAGGAGGGCACACGAAAUUUCGUGCCCCACAAGUUCACCUGGAUACAGACAGCAUUAAAUACUGGGAAGCGUGCGGAACUUGAAGACAAGCCGGUAACGAAGUGGGUCCCCGGUGCACUGGGAUCCAAGAUGGAGGAAAAGGUCGAGAAACUCCAUGGAGAUGUCAAGUUUGAAGAGCUGAAGAACAUCACCAAUCUAGGUUCUCAAGAUAGAAGAGAAGUGGAAACUAAACGAACAAGAACCCUCUCCGGCAAACAUACUGAAGACACGCAUAAUGAAGACGGCUUUCUGAAACGUGCAACAUUACGGGUCAAAGGGAAAGGAUACAUAACAACCAGUGUCCUUUUUCGGCUGUAUGAGAUGUCACCGUCAGCGCGAAAGGCAAGCGAAAACAUAACUACAAUUUGCAGCCUUAAAACAGCGAAAGAGCAUGACAUGCUUUUCCGUGACUGCAAUGCGAGCACGGCCCGGAGGAACGACGACUGGCGCCAAACCAACGAGACCAGCGCAGGUCACAUUUUCUACAUACGGCCAUCACUAUUUGGAGAAUGUUUCACCGGCACAGCCAACGAAACCGGUUGGGUAGACUCAGGGACCAAGGCAGAUACGCUUAACGAAUGCAUCUGUGCCUGCCGGCGUUCAAAGCUGGCCAAAAACGUAACUGCCUUCAUUCUGCAAAGCGGCCAUUGCAUUUGCUCUGCGUUGUCAACAUCGAUGGGUACGCUCAUCGGAAGAGUACCACUACCUGCCACCUGUCCUGCGGAUGCUGCAAGGCAAGCAUAUGUUGGCUCCGACCACCUAGGUCAGCUCUGCGGACCAUUCAAAGGAAAAGAUGUUAUUGGCCCGGGCCAAGCGGGUAUGCACGGAGUCUCUACAACGCACCAUUUUCUACAUCGAUCAACGCAAGGAUAUGCUUUUGGGGUGAAAAAGCUGCAAAUCUCCACGAUGGAUCACUCGGCGACCUUAGAAAGAGCAUUAACUGUGGUAGGACACAUCAAACAUGGAGCUUCGCACACUCUAUCUCUUGCCCUUCUGAACCGGAGUAAGUACCUGUGUUUUAAUGAGCGUAUAUAUGUGUGA